AUGCGCAUUGUCAUUAGUUUGGACAGUAGGCCUGGAAGGUAUGGGAAGCGGCGAAGAAGAUAUGGCGGAUCCUGAAGAUUUGGAUGAGUUUGAAUCUCUUGUUGUGACCACAUGCUUAUAGAAAUAUUUCGAAAUCAUCUCCGAAAUCCAAUCUGGUGAGAGUGAAACACCUUGCUCUUCAAAAUCAAACUGUAAUUCGAGCAAGUAGGUUGAUUGCUGCAGAACCUGUAAUAAGAUUCGAUAAUAAUGGCGAUGAAUGUAGGUAUCCAAAAUGUAGGAAACCUUUUCGUUUAUAAUCAGACAGUGGUAUUGUUGUUUCUGUGCAAUUUCGACAAUUUAGCUGGUACUGUAAAACCCUAAUUCGUUGUAAUCUCUGAAAUGAUCGAAGCUUUUUAAGUGUGUGUUUUGAAAAUUUUCACGCAGUUGUUUUUGAAAUAAAAUCUUAUCUUAUCCGACGAUUAUCAUUCGAUUCUAAAUCUAACGGUCAAAAAUCCGACACCGAUGUGUCAAAUCCACAAAAUUUAGCUUGCGAAGCCAGUAGGAACAAAUCCAUGGACGAUGGCUUCUCUCCCAAACUCAUGGCUCUCUUCUUCUUUCAACAAAAACCCUAAUAAUUUCCUUUUGACUAACCAACACAGGCCCGCUGUGCUUAGACGAUUCAGACUUUCACUUUGUCUAAACCAAUCUAAUCCUCAAAAACCUUCACUACCCAUUUCGGGUAACUCGACGGAAACUAAGCCUGAGACAGAGCCAGCUCCUGUGGAUCCUGUGAAACUUGCUUUUCAGAGAGCUAAGGCCUACAAGAAAUUCAAGCUUAAGCAAAACCCAGCUGGUAAAAAUGGAGAUAACGUUGGCGGACCGGGUUUAGGUAAUGGGGAAGUGCUGGUUUCGGUUGAGGUUGAAAUGGAGAAAGAUAAAGAAUACAGGAAGAAUGAAGAAGUUGAUGAUGGUGUGGAGGAUGGUGGGGAAAGUGAAACUGAUAAAGGUUUGAAAGGAGAGGUUAAGUCGAGUCUACCAGAUGAGGUUGCACCGAGAAAUAUCGAGAAAAAAGAAGAGCUGAAGAUUUCAAGCAUUGAUUUCGUGGGGCUUGAGUUUGCAGAUAAGAAAAAGAGCAGGGGACUGCCACCUGGACUGGUUCCAUUAUCAGACCCUUUUCCUGAAGGAGAUUUGCCUGAGGUGGAGAUCAUUGUUGGAGACACAAGCAGGUUUGAUGAGGCAACGACAUCAACGCCUGAACAAGUCCAGGAAGAUAAUUUGGACAUCUAUAAGCCUAAGGUUUCUACAUGGGGAGUUUUUCCAAGACCGAGCAACAUCUCCAAGACGUUUGGUGGUGGGAGGGUUAUCCAACCAGGUGAUUCUCUAGAAACAGAAGAAGACAGAGCUGCUAAAGACAAACGAACAAGACAAUUAAUUGCUGAGUACAAGAAGAAGAUGGGAUUAAAUAUUGAUGCAAAGCUAAAAGCGGAGUGUGAGAAGAUACUGAAAGAUGGUGACUCUUUGAUGGGUUCUGGAAAGCUUAAAGAGGCUUUACCUUAUUAUCAAAAAGUAAUGGAUAAAAUGCCUUUUCAGAGCGAACUUCAUGGAUUAGCUGCUUUACAGUGGUCUACUUGUCAAGAUUCACUUAGUAGGCCAGAAGAUGCUAGAAUUAUGUAUGAGAAGCUUCAGUCUCACCCAAAUGCUGAAGUGAGCAAGAAAGCAAGGCAAUUCAUGUUCAGUUUCCGGAAGUACUAA
Carica papaya (papaya) is the source of this 1731-nucleotide messenger RNA. Lineage: Eukaryota; Viridiplantae; Streptophyta; Magnoliopsida; Brassicales; Caricaceae. The record is from RefSeq and is a predicted model, not a curated record.